AGCCCAAAAGGCUGGAGGCCCACACAUGUCGUCUCCCUAAACAAGAAAAUGCCAUGUGAGAUGAAAGCAAGCUCAGUGGUAUUGAAUGAUAAAGACUCGUGUGAACCCUGGAAAUUCGCCAUUCAAAUCUCUAUUGUAGUCUUUUCUUGUUGCUAUUGAAUUUCUUAACUACUUGCAUUGCCGGUGGAGGCGUUCUUGAUAAAGAGCAACACCAGGUUCUUAAAGUAAAUCUUGAGCUUCAAGUUGGAGAUAUAGUCUGUUGAGUUUAUCAAUAUUCAUAUUAAAACCAGAUUAUACUUGAGUAUAUUCCUGGGAUGGCUAUGUUACCGCCCCAGUAUUUGAUGCCUCCAGAUACUCGAAGACCCAUGGGGGUAUUGAAUGUUCUCGGAGGAAGAGUUGUCCCCUUAAAAAUGGUUGAAGAAAAGAGUGGGCUUUUAGGUAUUAGUCAAAAGUGUGGUUCAAGUGUUCCUCGAUUCAAAUGUUCUUCCAACUCUAGUGUUAAUCAAUUUCAAGGUAAGGACCCAUUUUUGAAUCUGCACCCAGAGAUUUCGAUGCUAAGAGGUGAGACAAACGCCUCAAUGACCAACCCAAGACAGGAGAGUUUGAGUGGAAGUGUUACCGAGGGUGUGAGAGACUCAUCAAGUGUGAACAAUUACAAUGAGGCCAAGAUCAAGGUUAUUGGCGUUGGAGGUGGUGGGUCGAAUGCAGUUAAUCGUAUGAUUGAGAGUGCAAUGAAUGGUGUGGAGUUCUGGAUUGUCAACACUGAUGUACAGGCAAUGAGGAUGUCCCCUGUGUUUUCCGAGAAUCGGUUACAAAUCGGUCAAGAGUUAACCAGAGGACUUGGUGCUGGUGGGAACCCGGACAUUGGGAUGAAUGCUGCUAAAGAAAGCAAAGAAGCUGUAGAAGAGGCGGUUUAUGGAUCUGACAUGGUCUUUGUUACUGCUGGAAUGGGUGGGGGAACAGGAACCGGUGGAGCUCCCGUAAUUGCAGGGAUUGCAAAGUCAAUGGGUAUCUUGACUGUGGGUAUAGUCACUACUCCAUUUUCGUUUGAGGGACGAAGAAGAGCUGUACAAGCUCAAGAAGGAAUUGCAGCUUUGAGAGAGAAUGUUGACACACUGAUUGUCAUUCCAAAUGAUAAAUUAUUGACUGCAGUUUCCCCAUCUACUCCAGUAACAGAAGCAUUCAAUCUUGCAGAUGACAUUCUUAGACAAGGUGUUCGUGGAAUAUCUGAUAUAAUCACGAUUCCUGGGCUGGUGAAUGUGGAUUUUGCAGAUGUGCGUGCUAUUAUGGCAAAUGCUGGUUCUUCAUUGAUGGGGAUAGGGACCGCAACAGGAAAGUCCAGGGCCAGAGAUGCUGCAUUAAAUGCCAUUCAAUCUCCUUUAUUGGAUAUUGGGAUAGAGAGGGCCACAGGGAUUGUGUGGAAUAUUACUGGUGGCAGCGAUUUAUCAUUGUUUGAGGUAAAUGCUGCUGCAGAGGUUAUCUAUGAUCUCGUGGAUCCAAGUGCUAACCUGAUAUUUGGUGCUGUAAUAGAUCCAUCACUUAGUGGACAAGUGAGUAUAACUUUGAUUGCAACUGGAUUUAAACGACAAGAGGAAAAUGAUGGGAGAUCGCUGCAGGCAAAUCAGCUGACACUGGGAGAUACUAGCUUUGGAAUUAAUAGGCGACCUGCUUCCUCAUUGGAAGGUGGUUCUGUGGAGAUCCCUGAGUUUUUGAGAAAGAAAGGACGCUCUCGAUAUCCAAGAGCUUAAACACAUGAUUAGACUUUUGUUCCACUUGAUUCGCUAUCUUUGUACAGGAUUUUGGUUAUGCAUCAAAUGUGAGUUUUAGCUUUGAGAAAACACAGCCUCCACCCGUUUAGUAAUAGGAGAUAAUGAAUAUGUUGAAUGGUGAAAUUAGACACUUUUAACUAUAUAAUCAUGUAAUUUGUUCUACUUUCUAUCACAAUGAAGUGAAAUAAGUUUGUGAUCUUGUAUGAUGACGAAAUACAAGCAUAGUUAUGCAUGGAUAUGAUUAUUCUCCAAGAUUGGUUCCUCUUUUGCA
Molecule: messenger RNA, 2040 nt
Organism: Olea europaea var. sylvestris
Lineage: Eukaryota; Viridiplantae; Streptophyta; Magnoliopsida; Lamiales; Oleaceae
Product: cell division protein FtsZ homolog 2-1, chloroplastic-like
Exons: 8
Coding region: 315-1748 (477 amino acids)
Biological process (GO): chloroplast fission
Cellular component (GO): cytoplasm; chloroplast
Molecular function (GO): GTP binding; GTPase activity
Source: RefSeq, a predicted model, not a curated record